Molecule: messenger RNA, 1956 nt
Organism: Manihot esculenta (cassava)
Lineage: Eukaryota; Viridiplantae; Streptophyta; Magnoliopsida; Malpighiales; Euphorbiaceae
Product: glycerol kinase
Exons: 4
Coding region: 230-1801 (523 amino acids)
Biological process (GO): triglyceride metabolic process; glycerol-3-phosphate biosynthetic process; glycerol metabolic process
Cellular component (GO): mitochondrion
Molecular function (GO): glycerol kinase activity
Source: RefSeq, a predicted model, not a curated record
GUUUUAGUUAGGUUUGAGAAUCCUAAACAAUUGGAUAAGGAAAACCCAGUCUACAUUCCCAAGAACAAUAUCUCUAUAAUAUUGCCCUCGUUUUCUUCGCAGCUUUCUCCUUCUUCUUCAUCAUCAUCAUCGCUUGGAGAAACUCGUAUUUGUCUUUCUUGGAUACUCUGCUCUCUUAAACUCCCAAUUCUCUCUCUUUGCAAGCAUCAAAUCCAUUAUCACGUCAAAAAUGUCAAAGAAAGAUGUAGCAUUCAUUGGGUCAAUCGAUCAAGGAACCACCAGCACCAGAUUCAUAAUUUACGAUCACAAUGCUAGCUCUAUCGGAUCUCACCAGGUCGAGUUCACCCAGUUUUACCCUCAAGCCGGAUGGGUGGAGCAUGAUGCAAUGGAGAUACUGGAGAGUGUACGGAUGUGUAUGGCCAAGGCAGUGGACAAGGCCACAGCUGGUGGCCAUAAUGUUGACGGUGCAUUGAAAGCAAUUGGGCUCACUAAUCAGAGAGAGACUGCUAUAAUUUGGAGCAAAUCUACUGGUGUUCCUCUUUAUAAUGCCAUUGUUUGGAUGGAUGCUCGAACCAGUGCCAUUUGCAGGAAAUUGGAGAAAGAAUUAUCUGGAGGAAGAACUCAUUUCGUUCAAACUUGUGGUCUGCCAAUAAGUACAUACUUCAGUGCAUUAAAGAUAUUGUGGUUGAUGGAAAAUGUGGAUGUUGUUAAACAGGCUAUCAAAAAAGGAGAUGCUCUAUUUGGAACCGUAGAUUCUUGGCUAAUCUGGAAUUUAACUGGUGGAGUAAAGGGCGGCUUGCAUGUGACUGAUGUCUCUAAUGCAUCUCGAACCAUGCUCAUGAAUAUCAAAACUCUUGAUUGGGAUAAACCCACAUUGCAGACCCUAGGAAUUCCUGCUGAAAUUCUGCCCAAAAUUGUAAGCAAUUCUGAGAUUAUUGGAAAUGUUGGUAAGGGAUGGCCAGUUGCUGGUGUUCCAAUUUCAGGAUGUCUAGGUGACCAACACGCUGCAAUGUUAGGACAAGCAUGUAGAAAGGGUGAGGCCAAAAGCACUUAUGGAACUGGUGCUUUCAUACUCCUCAACACUGGUGAAAAUGUAAUUCACUCAAAGCAUGGGCUUCUAACCACUUUGGCUUUUAAGCUUGGCCCAAAAGCACCCACUAAUUAUGCUUUAGAGGGUUCAAUUGCUAUUGCUGGAGCUGCAGUUCAAUGGCUUAGAGAUAGUCUUGGAAUAAUUAGUAGUGCAAGUGAGAUUGAGGAACUUGCAAAGCAGGUUGACUCAACUGGUGGGGUAUAUUUUGUGCCCGCUUUUAAUGGACUGUUUGCUCCAUGGUGGCGUGAUGAUGCUCGUGGGGUUUGCAUUGGGAUCACAAGAUUUACAAAUAAGUCUCAUAUUGCUCGUGCAGUACUUGAAAGCAUGUGUUUUCAAGUUAAAGAUGUAUUGGACUCAAUGCACAAAGAUGCAGGGGAAAAGGGUGAAAACAGGAAUGCAAAGGGGGAGUUUUUGCUUAGAGUGGAUGGUGGUGCAACUGUUAACAACCUUCUGAUGCAAUUGCAGGCGGACUUGUUGGGAUCUCCAGUUGUGAGACCUGCUGAUAUAGAGACAACAGCUCUUGGAGCGGCCUAUGCUGCUGGUUUGGCUGUGGGGAUUUGGAAAGAGGAGGAGAUAUUUGCUUCUGGAGAAAAGGCUAAGACGGAUACCAUUUUCCGCCCCUUAAUAGAUGAAGAGCUAAGGAAGAAGAGGGCGGAUUCUUGGUUCAAAGCCGUGGAAAGGACUUUUAGCUUGGCUGAUCUUUCAAUAUGAAAAACUUCAUGGUGGUGCUGCUGUAUGCCCCUUUUCUUUCCCCUUAUCUUUCCAUUUAAAUGACUAAGAUAAAUCCUUAAUAGAUAAAUUGUUAAUUCCUAUGUUAAUAUUGAUGUGGAUUCUGAAAUAAUAAAUUUGAUUAGCCAGUUGUUUUA